AACCGUACCAACAGCCUGUCCCGAAAAAGUAGCUAUUUCUUUCUACCUGCAUGUACAUAUUUCUUUCGAAUGCUUUGCAUAGAUAACGCGAGCUAACUUCCAAUGAAUUGUUUUAUAUGUGGCUGGACUUUGUGCUGCAUGUUUUUAGGGAUAGGAAGUUUGCUGGCAAGUGGCUAAGGUAUAACGUUAGCUAUGAUGUGAAACUUCGAGUCAUUCAACUGCUAUCCAACUAACGUUACUGUAGUUAGCCAGAAUGCUAUCGUUCCGUCAAUUAUUGUGGCUAUUUUUUAGCCUAGCUUUUAUUUUACUCUCACAAUGCACCUAUGCAAAAGACUUAAAAAGCUCAUGUAAUACCUGCAAACAGAUAGCUGAUAACUUCAUUAAGGGAUUGGACCUAACAAAAAAACAGAACUUUGGUGGAGGAAACACCGCUUGGGAGGAGAGGGCACUUUCCAAAUAUGAGACGAGUGAGAUCCGCCUAGUUGAGAUUCUGGAGAAUCUGUGUGACAGCAGCAGCUUUGACUGUAACCACAUGGUAGAGGAGCAUGAGGACCACUUUGAGACCUGGUGGUUCAAGAGGCAAAAGAAGCAUCCUGAUCUGUAUAAGUGGUUCUGCAUUGAUACCAUCAAUGUGUGCUGUUUGAAGGGAACAUUUGGCCCUGAUUGCAAUGCCUGUGUGGGGGGUUCCGAGAGGCCUUGCCAUGGCAACGGUGUGUGUGAUGGUGAUGGAACACGAGGGGGUAAUGGCAGGUGCGACUGUGACCAUGGUUACAAGGGGGAGUUCUGUCUGGAUUGCAUCGACGGAUACUUCAAUGAAAUUAGGAACGACACAUUUUCACUAUGCACAGAUCUAAGCAAUGUGCCUAGGGGACAGGCUAGGGGUGUAUUUGGAGCAUGCAUCUCAGACCACCUUUCCCACUCAAUCCCAUACACUACAGAGUGCCAUUCCUCCUGCAAGACCUGCACUGGUCUAACCAAUGAGGACUGUGAGAAGUGCAAGACUGGCUGGGGGGAGGAUGACGAGGGGGCCUGUCUUGAUGUGAACGAGUGCUUGAACGACCCUCCUCUCUGCAAAGAGGAUCAGUACUGUCUGAACACAGAUGGCUCAUUCUCCUGUAAAGGCUGUGACAAGGUGUGUUCAGGCUGUACUGAGGCAGGGCCUGAUAAGUGCCAGAGCUGUGCUCCUGGGUACCAGGACACAGAGGGCACCUGCACAGAUGUGAACGAGUGUGAGCAGCCUGACUCUGUGUGUACUGCGGAGAACCAGGAGUGUGUGAACAACAAAGGAAGCUACAUCUGUAUCUGUGCCAGCAGGUACGAGGAACAGGAGGGAGUCUGUGUCAAAAUACCCGAGCCAGGUGCAGUUGUAUCAGAUGACUCUUGGUUCUCUUGGUUGACACUGUAUUUCACAUCACUGCAUGAUCAAGCAAAGGAGAAUGUGGAGGCGCCUGAAACAGUGAAACGUCCAGAAGAGCACGUGGACCUUUGACCUCAGGAAAAGAACCAAUCGGAACAAACCAGGAAGAGCAUUUGGAGUAAAUGUAUUAGAUGGGUGUGACCUGUGAGACUACACCCCUAUAGCUCACAGCAUCAAAAUAUCUUGAGGCCACUACUUUUAAAUAAUGACAUGGCAGUUAUUGAACACUUGACAUGCAUACUGCACUCUUUACAGACUUUUAUACCUGUGGAUUAUGGAUGGAUAGCCAACAGAAUGGCUGAGAAAAUAAAGGUUCAACCCCCAAGUACUCUG
Messenger RNA from Salvelinus namaycush (lake trout), 1750 nucleotides. Its product is annotated as cysteine-rich with EGF-like domain protein 2. Gene Ontology annotation, molecular function: calcium ion binding. Bases 254 to 1489 code for a protein of 411 amino acids. NCBI's taxonomy places the organism in Eukaryota, Metazoa, Chordata, Actinopteri, Salmoniformes, Salmonidae. The record is from RefSeq and is a predicted model, not a curated record. The transcript is spliced from 11 exons.